Messenger RNA from Orycteropus afer afer, 2049 nucleotides. It is a transcript of the gene CHGB, whose product is annotated as chromogranin B. Bases 1 to 2049 code for a protein of 682 amino acids. Lineage: Eukaryota; Metazoa; Chordata; Mammalia; Tubulidentata; Orycteropodidae. Gene Ontology annotation, cellular component: secretory granule. The transcript has 5 exons. The record is from RefSeq and is a predicted model, not a curated record.
AUGCAGCCAGCGUUGCUUCUCGGCCUCCUGGGAGCCGCGGUAGUGGCUGCUGUCAGUUCUAUCCCAGUGGAUAACAGGGACCACAAUGAAGAAAUGGUGACUCGCUGCAUCAUUGAGGUCCUCUCAAAUGCCCUGUCGAAGUCCAAUGCUCCACCCAUCACACCUGAGUGCCGCCAAGUCCUGAAGAAGAGUGGAAAAGAGGUCAAAGAUGAAGAGAAAAGUGAAAAUGAAAACAAAAAGUUUGAAGUAAGAUUGUUAAGAGACUCAUCUGAUGCCUUAGAAACCCACACGCCCUCCAGUAGGGAGGAAGCAGGAGCCCCAGGGGAGGAAGACCCAACAAAGGAAGAUCAAGAGAAAGGGGCACAGGGAGGUGGGCACAGCAGAGCGGAAGCCGGCGAGAUCCAAGGGAGCCUUUAUCCCUCUGACAGUCAAGCCUCCCAAGAACCAAAGACACACCAUUAUAAGAAGAGUGAAGAAGGAGACAAGGAGGAGGAAGGAGAAAAAUACCAGAAAAGGGAGCGAGGGGGAGAUGCCAGUGAAGAGAAACACAUGAGAGAGUCAGAAGAGACACAAAGCAUCUUCCCGAACAAAAGAAACCAAGCUACAUUUAAAAAUAAAGAGGAGUUAGUGGCUAGAUAUGACAAACCCUCUGUAAGGCACCCUGAGAAAGAGACACACAGCCGGGAGGAGACACACAGCAGGGAAAGGAGCAGUCAGGAGAGUGGAGAGGAGGGGGGAAAGACCCAAGAGAAAUACUCCCAAGAGUCUAAAAGCCAAUCUGAGAGCCAGGAAGAAUCUGAGGAAAGUGAGGAAGACACUUUUGAAGUGGCCAAACGACGACCAAAACACCACCAUGGGAGGAGCAGGCCCGACAGGUCCUCUCAAAAAGGAAAGCCUUCUUCUGAGGAAAGGAGACACUCCCUUGAGAGAUCUGAGGAGUCAAACGUGGGCAUGGCCAGUUUAGGGGAGAAGAGGGCCCACCAUUCAACCCACUACAGGGCUUCAGAGGUAGAACCCAAAUAUGGAGAAGUGAGGAAUCACCCAGGUGGCCAGGCUCUUGAGAAUGUGGAGGGGGAACAAUAUGAAGGCAGAGGAAGUGAGGAGUACCGAGCACCAAGACCUCAAAGUAAGGACAGCCAGGAGGAGGUGGACAAGAGAAAUCACCCCAGCUCUGAGCUUGAGGAGAUGGCACACGGAUAUAGGGAUGGCAGUGAGGAAGUAAGGGGUUAUGAAGGGGAAAAGGGACUGCAUCAUCAAGGCAGGGACGAGGACCCCAGUGCAUAUUCUGCUACUAACACCAGAGAAGAGAAAAGGUUCUUGGGAGAAGAAUACCACCAUGUUCAAGAAAGCCAGGAUGACAAAGCAAAGAGACAUCCACAGGCUGAGUGGAAAGAGCAAGACAGAAAUUACCUCAACUAUGGUGAGGGGAAUGGUGAAGAAGAAGUUCAAGGCAAGUGGCAGCAGCAGGAGGACCUGAAAGACACCAAAGAGAGCAGGGAAGAUGCUAGGCUUCAAGACAAACAAUAUGCUCCCCAUCACACUGCUGAAAAGAGAAAGCAAUUAGGGGAGAUGUUCAAUGUGUACUAUGACCCUACCCAGUGGAAGAGCAGGCAUUUUGAGAGAAAGGACAACAUAGAUGACGAUUUUCUUGAGGGUGAAGAGGAAAACGGGCUGACCUUGAAUGAGAAAAAUUUCUUCCCAGAAUACAACUAUGAUUGGUGGGAGAAAAAGCCUUUUGCGGAUGAUGUGAACUGGGGAUAUGACAAGAGAAACAUUGCCAGGCCACCCAAGCUGGAUCUGAAAAGGCAGUAUGACAGAGUAGCUGAACUAGACCAGCUCCUACACUACAGGAAGAAGGCAGCUGAAUUUCCAGACUUCUAUGACUCUGAGGAGCAGCUAAGCACACAUCAAGCAGCAGGAAAUGAACAGGACAGGAUGGACCAGAGAGUUCUGACAGAAGAAGAGGAAAGAGAACUUGAAAACUUGGCUGCGAUGGAUAUGGAGCUACAGAAAAUUGCUGAGAAGUUUAGUGGUAACCGAAGGGGCUAA